AUGCGAGCAAAAAUCAAAGUACUGACAGCCUGGAAGAUUGGCACUGGUCCUUGUGGUACUGACUGUGACUACACUGAUAUUGAAAAAUCUACUGCUACAGUUAGACAUGAUUUGAUUAAUAAUUAUGGUUCUGAAUACCUUGGAGUAUGGCAAGGUGAAACAGGUUUAUAUGGUAUUAGUACAUCUAGGAAGUAUGUAAAUAAGACUGAUGAGGUAAACAGUCACAUCAUAGAAAAGGUACAAUUAUUGAACCGAGGUCUACAUUGGGAAAUGGAUCAGGCUGAUAUUACUGCCACAAUUUCACAAGGCACAGACUACAUGGAUAUGAAAUUUAUUGGAAAGUAUUGGGUGACCUCAACAGUUUCUCAAGAUGUAGAUCCUCAACAGGAAAUAUGGAUGCAGACAAAGAUUAGAACUGCUGUUAGGAGUGACACACAGAUGAGUAAUCGUAGUCCAGUAUUGCAAAUUAAACCAUAUCAAAGGUUUGUAACUUAG
Messenger RNA from Mytilus trossulus (common blue mussel), 495 nucleotides. RefSeq lists its product as uncharacterized. NCBI's taxonomy places the organism in Eukaryota, Metazoa, Mollusca, Bivalvia, Mytilida, Mytilidae. The transcript is spliced from 3 exons. Bases 1 to 495 code for a protein of 164 amino acids. The record is from RefSeq and is a predicted model, not a curated record.